CUUGAACUCGUACAUCACUUACAUGCCAACUCUGUUCGUUGUCCAAAAUGCCGCCAAAACGAAAACGUCAGGAAGAGGCAGAAUUCGGCUCUCUGUGGAUGCACGCUGCUACAAAUCCACCACCCCGUAGGAAGGCAUGCCGGCAAUGCUUCGAGGCAAAGGUGCGGUGUGAUCACACAAGGCCUGUCUGCUCGCGAUGCACGCGCCGCGCCCUCCACUGUGACUUUUCCGGCGCAGCAAGCGAAGAACCACGCUCAAGCAUCCCUCCCGUCUCUGAUCUCACCACCUUGGACACAGCUAGCUCUGUGACACCGCUCACCGCAGACCCAGGCACGGGGUUCCGUUGCCAAACCCCGCUCUUCACAUCAGCCCAACCCACAGCCACACAGCAACCCUCCCCACGCCCUCCGUCCCUCCCGACCACCACGAACCGCCAAGACGUCCAACUCAUCUGCACUGUCGAUGCAGAACGAGUCCGCGACCGCUGGCUCGCCGGCUGGGUCCCCGCGCCCGACCAGCACCCCAAGAACCUCUCCCGCGGGACCGCCGUGUUCAUCCACAGCGUGCUGAGAGCGUACCCGCAGAUGCUGUGUAAGGGCGAUCUACCACCCAUCAUCCACCAUCUGCAGGUGGUAGAUGGGAAGUUGCCCCAGCCGCUGGCGAACUGUGUGUGUGUUGCGCGGAUGUGGGAGGGGCUUGGGGAGGGAGUGGAGGGGGCCAAGGCGGCCAUUGAAGAGGGCAGGGAAAUGGUGAGGGAGGUUACCGUGGCUCAGAUGUCGAAACUAGCUGCGCAAACGAAGGAACAGAACCGCACGCAGUGGGACCUCCUCGCCGCGUUCCAGGCAUACAUUGUGUACGCCACGCUGCUCCUCGGGCCCGACCGCACUCCGGUAAUCCCGCAGGAGCUCAUGCUCAACAUGCAGGACCUCGCCCACACAAUCUGUCAAUCCGGCCUCCUGCACCCCGCCGAGCUCCCCUCAAGCUCCUCCGCAAGUCCCCGCCCAUCCUGGUCCCACUGGGCUCUCGCCGAAUCCAAGCGCCGCGCCCUGACGGCCAUGUAUCUCCUCGACGACGCCGUCAACGUCUUCGCCGGAGUGUCUUGCAUUCGCGGCGACGAGCUCGCUCAACUACCCGCGCCGUGUAGUGAGAAGCUGUGGCGCGCAGAGAACGAGGGAUCGUGGGGGAGGCUGUGGGAUGUGCAUGCUGGGGAGUGGGAGUGGGGUGGAUUGCGAUUGGAGGAGCUAUGGGGGACGGGGGAGAGGGGGAGGGUGGAAAGGUGGGUGAGGGAUAUGGAUGCGUUGGGGAUGGCGGUUUUGGGGGUUACGACGGCGAUUGGGGAGCGGUGA
Messenger RNA from Paraphaeosphaeria sporulosa, 1346 nucleotides. RefSeq lists its product as uncharacterized. Lineage: Eukaryota; Fungi; Ascomycota; Dothideomycetes; Pleosporales; Didymosphaeriaceae. Gene Ontology annotation, molecular function: DNA-binding transcription factor activity, RNA polymerase II-specific; zinc ion binding. Gene Ontology annotation, biological process: regulation of DNA-templated transcription. The record is from RefSeq and is a predicted model, not a curated record. The coding region runs from base 48 to 1346 and encodes 432 amino acids. The transcript has 2 exons.